Lolium perenne is the source of this 1070-nucleotide messenger RNA. RefSeq lists its product as uncharacterized. Lineage: Eukaryota; Viridiplantae; Streptophyta; Magnoliopsida; Poales; Poaceae. The record is from RefSeq and is a predicted model, not a curated record.
GGCUCCUUCCUCCUUUUCUCCUUCCUUCCCUCCCUCCCCUGCUACUCCGAAGUCCGAUCACUACCACCACCUAGGGUUUCGCCGCCAUGCCGCAGGGAGACUACAUAGAGCUGCACCAGAAGCGCCAUGGACGGCGGCCGGACUACGCCGAGAGGAAGCGCAAGCGCGAGGCGCGUGAGGUGCACACGCGCUCGAAGCAGGCACAGAAGUUGCUCGGCGCCAAGGGCAAGAGGUUCGCCAAGAAGCGGUAUGCCGAGAAGGCGCAGAUGAAGAAGACCCUGAAGAUGCAUGAUGAGUCAGCAACUAGAAAUAAGGUUGAUGAUGAUGUCCAGGAAGGUGCUGUCCCCCCAUAUUUGCUCGACCGCGAUCUGACAAUACGUGCGAAAGUACUUAGUAACACAAUAAAGCAAAAGAGGAAGGAAAAGGUUGGCAAGUGGGAUGUUCCUUUGUCAAAGGUCAGACCUGUGGCAGAAGAAGAGAUGUUCAAAGUCGUUAGGUCUGGCAUACACAAAACCAAGCAAUGGAAGCGAAUGGUCACUAAAGCCACAUUUGUGGGCCCUGGAUUUACGAGGAAACCACCAAAGUAUGAGCGGUUCAUACGGCCUAGUGGCUUGCGUUUCACCAAAGCUCAUGUGACCCAUCCUGAAUUAAAAUGCACCUUCAGCCUUGACUUAAUCUCGGUAAAGAAAAACCCCAAUGGUUCAAUGUAUACUUCUCUUGGUGUUAUGACAAGAGGAACUAUCAUUGAGGUCAAUGUGAGCGAACUUGGUCUUGUGACUCCUGCUGGAAAAGUUGUUUGGGGUAAAUAUGCUCAGGUUACAAACGAUCCAGAAAAUGAUGGUUGUAUCAAUGCUGUCUUGCUAGUCUAAAGCUAUUUUAUUAUAUUUCCCUGAUGAUGUUUCACCCCGUUUAUGAGUAGCUAUUGUGGCUAAUUUUUUUUUUUAGAACAGACUUGUCAUAGGUGUGUGUCGGUAUUCUGAUGGAUGUGUCAUAUGAACUUUGUAACCGAAGUUCUAUCUCAAAGAAUUGAAGAAAUGCAUCAGGGGUGGUAAAAUUGCCCAUCUGGUUCU